CUAAAAUUUAAAUUUACAAGCUCCAAUUAGUGAACUGAAUUUUCUCUAUCUCAUAAUGUGUAUUAAUGAUUUCUUUUCCUAUUGAUUAUGCAGGACCUUCAUUGACAACUCAAGAGAAGAGGGAGCUAAUCAUCAUUGUGAGGUGGGUCUGGUUAUGUAUAAUGACAACUCCGACCUAGGGUCGAACGUCCAAUAUAUCCAUUGGACAAGAGAUGUGGAUUAUUUUUUAGGUAUCCUAUCAUGUUUAGUUUUCAAAGGGGAUAGUUUAAAUCAAAAUACCAUGGUAGAAGGCCUAGCAUCGGCUCUAACGUUGUUUCCAAGGCCGUCUAAUAAAAUGACAGCACAAGAAUACUAUGAUGGAGAAAGGCAUUGCAUUCUUAUAACAGCUAGAGAUCCUAUUCCUAAGAGAAUGCUAGUCUCGGUGCCUGAGAUUCAAGGAAGAUUUAUUGGCACAAAAUUACAUACUUUAAAGGCAGAUUUUUACGAAGUGGCUAAAAUGUUUGGUUCGCUAGCAGUAUCCCUUUCAAUAAUUUCACCAAUCCAACAUCCAAUUUUUGGAGUGAUAUUCAAUAUGGGGAAUAAUGAUUCUUCACUAGCCAACACUCCCAUCUCUGAUUGCAGAAACGAACAAUUUAUUGUGUUAUUAUCAAGAAAUUUUAGGGAGGCACAUUAUGCCCUUCAUGAGAAAAGAACAAUGGAUCCACCCACUAAAGAAAGUGUAGAAUCACUUAAGACAACAAAUGAUAUUAUACUUGCCAUAGAUUUUGCUGACGACCAUGAAGAAGAUCUAUUCUCAAUUAUGAUGACUGGGAAGCAAAUCAUUGAAGCUGACAAAGAUGACCGACUUGUACAUGAUCCUAUAAGCCUACUGCCCCUAUCUGUCCCGAAUGCCUCAACCGGUGAAGUUGGCAUUUCAACUCUACCAAUGGUAAUAUCCACAACACCAACUUUCAUAGUUGGAGAAGGGUCUUUGAAAGGUGUAGUUGGAGGCAACUCGGGAAACUGCUCAACAAGCACAGCAAUUGCUGUAGGCAUGGCUGAUCCAAGGGAUGCUCCACCAGCUCAAAAUUCCAUGCUCCCUCAUUCAAUUGGAAAUACAUUCGAUGUUCAACCAUACUCAUCACUAUCAAUGCUUCCUUAUGCUAGUUCUAGUAGCAGAAGUCGCCCAUAUCUUCCAUUCCAGGUGAUUGGGUUUGGUCCACUUGGUAGAAUUGCUUUUGGAACAAGCACCGGGGUUCCUCCUGCACCAAUAACACCUCAAUUUAAUCCUUAUGAUUUUUGGCCUCCCCCAUCAUCUCUUACAAAUUUUAAUGACUAUUUGCUGGAAUGGGAGGGAUCUUUGGCUGGAAAAAUUGUCAAGAAGAAUCGUCAAUUACAUCUUUGGGUAAAGGUUCUGAGGAAAGCAACAUCGCCCUUGACGCUUACUAUUGAGUGGCCAAGUAGGCUAGAGAUAGCCCUAUAUUUACCACAGAAAGCUGUUAAUCAUACAGUAAAGAUUUGUCGUGGUCCCGUUGAUUACGUGUUCUUGUAUUUAAAGCAAUUUGACAAUCUCGACUUGCAUGACCAUCUGAACAACAAGAACCUGAGUGCGAAAAUUCAUCUCCCUUCUCAAAUUUUGAUGUUAACUCCAACCAAAAGUAAACACCACUUCAUAGGAAUAGUCUUCCCUGGGGAUACCAUAUUUAUUGAACUUCUCUAAGUAUGCAUACGACUAUCAAGAGUAUCAAGAGAAGCCAAAAGAACAAGUUGGAGGACCUGUUGUGGCAGCUAGAAUUGCAUUAAGAGAAGAGACCACCAUGAGAUCAUGCUCCCAAACUUUUCGAAGGGUGAAGUUGGGAUAAUUAAAAGUAUAUCAUCAAUGAUAUGGCAGCUAGAUAUUUCUUUAAGAAUUGAACAUGACUUUAUCUUUUAUUGUUUGAGUUUGUUAAAUAUAUAUAUAAAGGCCAAAUAGUCAAUGAGUGACACCUGUAAUUUAGUAGCAACUUAGUCACUUGCUGAUAGCUUUAUCUUUUAUUAGUUUUUCUGUUUUAAAUCUUCCCAUUCUAUAAAUGUAAACGUUAUUGAUCAAUAAAUUAUUAAAACUCCCUUUUCCUUCUCCCAAA
Messenger RNA from Glycine soja, 2102 nucleotides. RefSeq names its product mediator of RNA polymerase II transcription subunit 25-like. Gene Ontology annotation, biological process: positive regulation of transcription by RNA polymerase II. The record is from RefSeq and is a predicted model, not a curated record. Lineage: Eukaryota; Viridiplantae; Streptophyta; Magnoliopsida; Fabales; Fabaceae. The transcript is spliced from 14 exons. Gene Ontology annotation, cellular component: transcription regulator complex; mediator complex. The coding region runs from base 155 to 1699 and encodes 514 amino acids.